This is a messenger RNA of Cydia splendana, 3455 nucleotides long. RefSeq lists its product as uncharacterized. Lineage: Eukaryota; Metazoa; Arthropoda; Insecta; Lepidoptera; Tortricidae. The coding region runs from base 415 to 1062 and encodes 215 amino acids. The record is from RefSeq and is a predicted model, not a curated record. The transcript is spliced from 11 exons.
CUUGCGUGUAUUACUCGCGUAUUUCUUGGAGUUUAAUUUCAAAAUCCUUUACCAUUUUCAAAUACAAUCAAAUGUGAUAAAAACAUAUAGUGACUUCAUAGAUUUUGUGUAAAUGCUACCGAAAAUCAGAGCCUUUAAAUGCGAAAUAUGUGGCAAUCUCUAUACUCGCGAUGUUCCCGAAAAAAGGAAAUUCAUGGCGAAAUUCCCGUUGGAUGAAGACCGGUGCAAGCAGUGGGUCAAAUUAAUUGGGAACGAAGACCUGGUAUAUCUUCCCAUAGAAAAGUUACAUGAAUUAAAAUUUGUAUGCGCAGACCAUUUCGAAAAAAAAGCUUUUAAUAAAAAACAAUCAACUUAAAAAGUCUGCCAUCUGCCAUACCUUCAAAAACUUUAAAAGCUGAUCCACUUCCUGAUGAAAUGCUGCUUAAUUUUCCUUGUCAUGUUUAUUCGAAAAGGAACAUUCCUACGAAUCUCGACCCUCUGGCGAUCGGUGACAAUGAAGUUUAUUCACUACCCCAAGUAGAAGCCGUUGUAGAAAACAUUGCUGGGCCUAGUAACUCGGAAUCAUUCAUGUCUGGACAGCAGCUGCCAUCUCAAGCCAUACCAUUGAAAAAGCUUGAAGCUAUUCCAAUCGCUGAUGAAACUCAGCUGAAUUUUUCCAAUAAUGCUUAUUCAAACAUUGUCGAUAAAAGGAAUGACAAUGAAGUUUCACUACCUCAAGUAGAAGCUAUCGCUGGGCCUAGUAACUCGGACUCAUUCAUGCCUGGACAGCAGCUGCCAUCUCAAGCCAUGCCAUUAAAAAAGCUUGAAGCUAUUCCAAUCACUGAUGAAACUCAGCUGAAUUUUUCCAAUAAUGCUUAUUCAAACAUUGUUGAUAAAAGGAAUGACAAUGAAGUUUCACUACCUCAAGUAGAAGCUAUCGCUGGGCCUAGUAACUCGGGCGUAUCUCAAACCACUGUUCCUGGCUCCGCUGCUCAGAACGGGGUCGCUGAACGCGCGAACAGGACCGUGAUGCAGGCUGCAAGAUGCGGGUCUGAGCAACGAAUUCUGGGCGGAGGCCGUUAACACGCGUCAAAAACCGCUGUCCUACGAAAGCUGUACUGGGGAGCACUCCUGAAGAAAAGUGGAGUGGGAAAAAGGUAUCUCUAAGUCAUUUACGUAUCUUUGGUUCUGUGGCUUAUGCGAUGACUUUGAAGCGUUCAAAAUUAGAUCCGAAAGGCAAAAAGUACAUUUUUGUUGGGUAUUGUCAGCAUACAAAGGGUUAUAGACUCUUAUAAUAGUGACAGAAAUAUAAUAAUGUGAUAUAUUUUUAGAACCGGCUCCGAAUGGCCUUUCAUUUAAUAUCACACACGAUUGGUUUCUGAACAAUUUUUUUUUCCAUACAAAAAAAGAUGACGUCAUAACUCUUCUACUUUUUUUUUCUUUUGGUGCUACGGGUCAAAUUGAUUCAAAUGGUCUAAACAUAAAUCGUACCAAUUUUCAUACUUUUAACACCAUUUGCAGCUAAUUCCCGAAUUUCAGGCUGUACCGCUAACACUAGUAGUGAGUGGUAAAUCAUAAAUCAUUUAUUUUUCGUAAUAAAUAUUUUUAAAUAAAUAUUUAAUAUAUUUAAAUAAAUAAAUAUUAUAGGACAAUUUUACACAGAUCGGCCUAGUCCCACAGCACAGUAAGCUCAAUAAGGCUUGUGUUGUAGGUACUAGACGACGAUAUAUAUAAUAUACACAUAUAUACAAAUACUUAUAUACAUAGAAAACAUCCAUAACUCAGGAACAAAUAUUUGUGAUGAACACACAAAUAAAUGCCCUUACCAGGAUUCGAACCCGGGACCUCCUGCUUCGAAGGCAGGGUCACUACCGACUAGGCUAGGAGGCCGUUAAACUUAUCAUUGUUACUUUUGUAUGUAAAUAAACUUGUUUUACAUACAAAAGUAACAAUGAUAAGGUUAGACAUAGGUACAUAAUUACAUAUUGUUUACCAUGAAAUGGGCUCGCCUCAGCAUAAUGCCGACCCGAGAGUCGGCGUUGGUCUUCCGGCGAGUCCAUUUUUGUGGGCCACGAUCACAGCUGUGGUACGUCUGAUGAUGCCAAUUUGACAUAAAAUUCUCAGAGUACGAGCGAUCGAACGAGUACGGUCACAAUACAUGAUUCGUCUAGCUCAGGUGAAUGUGAUGAUCCGGCCGAUGCAACUUAUAUUCCAGAGGAGGAGAGUACGAAUACUUCGGACAGUUCAACGGGUUCUCCACAUUUUGGAUUCCUAGCGGGCACGUCCGAUCCAGAUGCUCCACGGACUAUACAAGAAGCACCGAGUGGUCCAGAUGCUGACAAUUGGAGGGAAGCAAUGUCUUCAUUACAUUUCAGACCGGUGAGAAUAGGUGAGACUGCGGCGGACCCCCGUACAUAUACUCGUGGACCCCCAGGGGUCCGCGGACCACAGAGACCCACUGGAAAGCAGCCAAAAGAGUCUUGCGCUACUUGAAAGGUACCUUGGAUCUCCGUUUGACUUUUAAGAAAAGCAAGCAGCAGCUGGAUAUCACUGGAUAUGCGGAUGCAGACUGGGGCAAUGACGACGUGGACCGCCGGUCGUACACGGGCUACGUCUUUAAAAUAGAAUCAUAUAUGCUCGAGCAACAGCUGUCAGGUCAAAGAUUAAGUCACAAAGAAAUAUCCCAAUCACGUAAAAGGAACCGGUCACACAGUUCAGACCCACGCCCAUCACCUGCAUCAAGACAGUCGCAUUUACUGGGUCAUGAUUAUUGUAAAAAAAACAAGAGCAGCUUCCAAUCACCUAAAAGAAAAAAGUUAUCUGCUACUACAGAGCCAUCUACAUCGAGACAGAGUCAGAGAGUCACAUUUACUAGACCAUGAUUAUUCUAAAAAAAAGAAGAGCAUCCUCCAAUCACCUAUAAGAAAAAAGUUAUCUGCCAAAGAUUUACAAGUGUCACCUCGAAAAAGAAAAUUAUUAAAAAAAAUGAUUUCUACAAGCAGAAAAUAUCAACAUUGCGUGAAGGAAAUGUAAUGCCCCGCAUAAAAUCAUUAGCUCUGAAGACCUUAAUAACUGCGUAUUUACGCAAUAACCGUAGAAAUGCGCGAGGAAAAAGAUGGACCCCAAUAGAAAAAGCAUUGGCAAUAGCGAUUUACAAGAAAUCUCCCAGGACAUAUCGUCAUUUGUUGCAACUGGUGGCCUUGCCCAGCAUUAGGACAUUACAAAGUCAACUUCAAAACAUGGAAUUAGAGCCGGGCAUCAUCCCGACUAUAAUGAAUCAUUUUAAAAAGAAGGCGACAGCAAUAACUGAAAAAGAUAGGCUGGUCGCUUUACUUUUUGACGAGAUUGCUUUGAAAAAGCGUCCGAUUUUAAACACCAGAUCAGAUAAAAUUGAAGGAUUUACGGAUUUAGGAGAAACUCGAUACAGAAGUGCAGAAGUGGCAGAUCACGCCUGUUUUCAUGGUACAAGGCUAACA